UCAAUAAAUUUUAUUAAGACUUAGUACAAAAAAACCAUACGCUUAAAAGUCACCAUAUAUUCUCUAGAAAAUCGUCAAAAGUAAUAUGAGCCUGGGCUACCUGUGCUAGCAGGUAUGCCCUACAUAAAGUCAAAGUAAAUGAGAAAUGUCUUGUCUUAUCUCUUGUAUCAAAAGAAAGGAAGUGUGAAGGUUUGAAGGUUGUUUGAAAGGAUUUUUUUGAGCCGAUCGGCAAUCAUACGUGACGCCAUUACAUACACAAUUUCACACAACCUUAGAAUGGCAAGCCUUUGACCUACAUUAGCCAGUCACCACGUCAUUUGUAGCACGGAUUUCUUUUAUCUUGAAAUUGUUACCUCUUCUCCUGCCCAACGUUGUUUUGUACUCGAUAUGGCAAACUUAAAGUCGAUUUUAUCGACAUCGACUACAGACUCACUUGAUUACUACUCGCAAGGCUAUGCUAUAUACUUGAAGUUCUCUCAGCAUCACCAACGAUGCAAGGACAUCAUACAACAAGAGAUUCCCCGUGUUGUUUCUCGAAUUCUGCCCGCGCUAUCCGCGAGCCAGCGGCUAUCGAUUCUGAGCAUUGGUGCGGGAGAUGGUAAAAUGGAUAGAGAGGUUAUAAAUGCAGCUUUGAAAGCAUUGCCAGAGGCAUUUAUGAUUGCUAACACAGCCGUCGAGCCAAACGCAAAUGAAUUGGCAGUGUACAAAGAAGCAAUUGCAAGAGCGCAAGCUCAAUACAGCCUGGGAAAUCACCGUGUUGAAUGGAGAAUGGAGUGCCAGACAUUUAACACAUUCUUGCAAAGAUCGAGUGAGUCCACAGCCUUCGAUCUUGUUCACUUUAUUUACAGUAUUUACUACAUGGAUGACUUGGAAGUAGCGUUACGGCAGUGUUAUGAAAGAAUGUUGCGUGACACCGGAGCCAUUCUUGUCGUUCUCCGAACACCUGAGGACCUGAUUUCUCAGCUUGCUUCUUGCUUCGCCAGUGUUGGUAUCCAAGCGGCCAAGGGAACGGAAGAUCUCCGCGACACUCAUGUCAUAGAAAUCGCAAGGAAACUUGGCUGGGUUUACGAGCGUCGAAUACUACCCUUCACCAUUGAUGUGACCGAUCUUUACGAUGCGUUGUCAAUCGACGGUAACAUGUUGUUGGAUUUUCUUACUCACUUUGUUGACUUCAGAAAAACUGCUGGCCCCGAAUUAAUGCGCGAUGUUUUGCAAUUCAUCAAGGAUAACUCCAAGAUUAACGAAGGGGGUAGAAGGGAAGGCAGAAAAGAGGUAGCAGCAGUAGUUAUAUACAAAGGAAUAGUAUGAACCUUAAAUAAAAAAGUAGCAGUAUAAUCAAGAUAAAUAUAAAAAAGAAUAUUGCUAUUUGGAAUUUUGCGAACCAUUAAAAUGCAAAUGACUCCGA
This is a messenger RNA of Nematostella vectensis (starlet sea anemone), 1405 nucleotides long. RefSeq names its product histamine N-methyltransferase. NCBI's taxonomy places the organism in Eukaryota, Metazoa, Cnidaria, Anthozoa, Actiniaria, Edwardsiidae. The transcript has a single exon. The coding region runs from base 388 to 1308 and encodes 306 amino acids. The record is from RefSeq and is a predicted model, not a curated record.